Acanthocheilonema viteae is the source of this 1091-nucleotide messenger RNA. Lineage: Eukaryota; Metazoa; Nematoda; Chromadorea; Rhabditida; Onchocercidae. The record is from the annotation of a GenBank genome assembly.
AUGAAAAUAGAUGAAGAUAGCAAAAUUGACAUCGAUUCCUCAAAAUAUCCGCUUGCUCGAAAAGAUGAUUCAGUUGUGGAUGAUUUUCAUGGCACUAAGGUGGCAGAUCCCUAUCGUUGGUUGGAAGAUCCAGAUUUGAAUGAAACAAAAGAAUUUAUUCAACAACUGAAUUCAAUCUCUCAGCCUUUUAUUGCAAAUUCACCUUACAGAGAGAAACUUCGGAAACGAUUAACUGAACUUUGGGAUUAUGAGAAAUUUGGUUGCACUUCCAAAAGAGGCGAUUAUUACUAUUAUUAUCAUAAUUCAGGAUUGCAGAAUCAAAGCGUUUUAUAUCGUCAAAAAACAUUGCUUGAUAAAAGUGAGGUAUUUCUUGAUCCAAACAAACUCUCUGAAGAUGGUACUACUGCUAUACGUGAUAAAUGUUUCUCUCAUGAUGGUUCCAUAUUGGUAUAUGGUCUUUCACAAAAAGGCAGUGAUUGGAUGACGUUAAAAUUUAAAAAAGCUGAUGGGACUGAUUUGAACGAUACAGUAGUAGGCGUUAAACACAGCAACCUAGAUUGGUUGAUCGAUAACAGUGGAGUCUUUUAUUCGAAAUAUCCCGAUCAUAAAGGUGCACUGGAAGGAUCAUCAACAGAAAAACAUGAAUAUCAUUCAUUGUAUUUUCACAAAUUAGGUACUCCUCAGAGUGAUGAUAUUUUAGUCGCUGAUUUUCGAUCUCAUCCCGAAUAUAUGUGUUCGGGUAGCGUAACAGAAGAUGGUCGUUAUCUGAUAGUGAGUGUUAGUCGAGGUUGUGAUCCCUAUAAUAUGCUUUACUAUUAUGAUGUUCAAGAAGUGCAGCAAAAAAUUACGGGUAAAAUACCCUUGAAACCACUGUUCGAUAAAUUGGAUGCGAAAUAUGAACUUAUUGAUAAUGAUGAUGAUACAGCUUUAAUUCUAACGAAUCACAAUGCGCCACUGUUCAAAUUAAUAAGAGUGAAAAUGUCAACAGCGAACGAAGGACCAUCUGCGUGGGAAACGGUAAUUCCGGAAGACGAAAAGAAUAACUUAGAAUGGGUGGCAAAUGUUGGUGGAGAUCGUUUGGUGGUUUCAUA